Messenger RNA from Myotis lucifugus (little brown bat), 1670 nucleotides. RefSeq names its product tryptophan rich basic protein (gene GET1). Bases 79 to 603 code for a protein of 174 amino acids. Gene Ontology annotation, biological process: tail-anchored membrane protein insertion into ER membrane. The record is from RefSeq and is a predicted model, not a curated record. NCBI's taxonomy places the organism in Eukaryota, Metazoa, Chordata, Mammalia, Chiroptera, Vespertilionidae. The transcript has 5 exons.
GGGCGCAGGCGCGGUGCGAGCGCCGGCUGGGUCCCCGGCGUCCGCCUCGGCGGAGCUCGCGCUGCAGGGAGCGUCGGGAUGAGCGCGGGGGAGGCCGACCACUGGGCGUGGCUGCUGGUCCUCUGCUUCGUGUUUGGGUGCAAUGUCCUCAGGAUCCUCCUCCCGUCCUUCUCCUCCUUCAUGUCCAGGGUGCUGCAGAAGGAUGCAGAGCAGGAGUCUCAGAUGAGAGCAGAGAUCCAGGACAUGAAGCAGGAACUCUCCACUGUCAACAUGAUGGACGAGUUCGCCAGAUACGCCAGGCUGGAAAGAAAGAUCAACAAGAUGACAGAUAAGCUCAAAACUCAUGUGAAAGCACGGACAGCGCAGUUGGCUAAGAUCAAGUGGGUUAUGAGUGUUGCCUUCUACGUAUUGCAGGCUGCCCUGAUGGUCUCUCUCAUUUGGAAGUAUUACUCUGUUCCCGUGGCUGUGGUGCCCAGUAAAUGGAUAACCCCGCUCGACCGGCUGGUGGCGUUUCCCACUAGAGUAGCAGGUGGUGUUGGAAUCACCUGUUGGAUUUUAGUCUGUAACAAAGUUGUGGCUAUUAUGCUUCAUCCUUUCAGCUGAAAAAGAAGAUGAAUACAGCUCUGAGACUUUGAAAAAUGAAUUUUCACUUAGGUUAAAAAUCUGACUUAAACUGUUUUAUUGUCUUUUAUUUGUUUAAGAAACAAAAGAGUGCAGGUUAGUUCUUUUGAUGAACCUGUUUGUUCUUGGAUUUUAUGUGAGAUUCUUAUAAGAAUUAAAUUUGUACACUUGUCAUUGAGGCAGAGAGGUCUGUCACGCCUCUGUACUGGCCAGCAAAGCAGCAGAUUUGUGAUAAGAAAUGUGACAUUACAGGCAUCUACAUGUUGUUACUUGUGAUUUGCACACUUGGCAUAUUUUAAGUAUGCUUUUUAAAAAUUGAUUUCAGAGAUGUGAAGGGAGAGGGAGGGGGAGAGAGAAACAUCAAUGCUGAGAGAAAAUUAUCGAUUGGCUGCCUCUCAUGCACAAACCCUAUUGGAGAUCAAGUCUGAAACCUGGGCAUGUGCCCUGACCAGAAAUCGAACUGUGACCUGGUUCAUGGGUUGACGCUCAACCACUGAGGCACACUGGCUGGGCAUUCUCUUGGCAUAUUUUAAAGGUCACAUUGCCAAUUGGAAAGUCAACAUUUUCUCAUAAUUUAAGAACUUUAAAGACUUCAUACUACUUUUACUCCAGAUUAGAAAGCAAUUUAAUGUCACUACUAGAAUUUGAAAAUUUGUUUUUUAAUCUCAUGCAGCACCACUAAGAAUAACACUAACUGACAUUGCCUUGCUUAUCUUUGGUUUAAAAUGUCAUCUGUUGAUCAAGCCUUUGUGGAGUAUUAUCUCCUUAUUUGAAGCUGUUAUUUUUUCAUUCCCGAGUUUUAUAAACGUAUUUGUGAGAUCAUUACGCAUUGUUUUGUGCUUGAAUUAUGUGUUUUGUACUUAAAGCAUUUCAAAUGCAAUGUAUUUAUAAGCAUUUAAUAUUUAUGCUCCAUAGGACGGAACAAAGUUAAACAAAGUAGGAAGCCUGAUUAAAUUAAUUUAAAUGGAUACAUGUUUGGUUCAUAAAGUAUAAUGCUGCUAAAUAUUUUUAAAACACUUCUUUACUAAUUAAAAUCUUUGUAAGUGCUU